AUGGCGGCCAGGCAGGCCAAUGCUCUGUCCCACCAGCUGGAGCAGUUCAACAUGUUGGAGACCGCCAUCAGCUCCAGCAGUCUGUACAGCCCAGGUUCUACACUCAACUAUUCGCAGGCGGCCAUGAUGGGCCUGACGGGCAGCCACGGGAGCCUGCAAGACCCACAGCAGCUUGGUUAUCCCAGCCACAGCAGUAUCCCCAACAUCAUUCUCACAGUGACAGGAGAGUCCCCUCCCAGCCUCUCUAAAGAACUGACCAGCACGCUGGUUGGGGUUGGUGAUGUCAACUUCGACACUGACAGCCAGUUCCCUCUGGAUGAACUCAAGAUUGACCCCCUGACCCUGGAUGGACUGCACAUGCUCAAUGACCCUGACAUGGUCCUGGCCGACCCGGCCACCGAGGACACCUUCCGGAUGGACCGUCUGGGGAAGACAGGCAGCGCUGUUUGGAGCGUCCUGCAGCCCCCUCCCCUUGAUACUUCUGGGCAGGAAGGGUGA
Molecule: messenger RNA, 498 nt
Organism: Pipistrellus nathusii (Nathusius's pipistrelle)
Lineage: Eukaryota; Metazoa; Chordata; Mammalia; Chiroptera; Vespertilionidae
Source: the annotation of a GenBank genome assembly